AUGGCCGCUCUUCACCAAUUCGACUACAUCUUCGCGCUGGCGAUGAUCUUCGCGUUCCUGGACGCGUGGAACAUUGGAGCCAACGAUGUCGCCAACUCCUUUGCCACCUCGGUCUCUUCGCGAGCCCUCAAGUACUGGCAGGCCAUGAUUCUCGCCGCUAUCUGCGAGUUCCUCGGUGCCGUUCUGGCCGGUGCCCGAGUCACCGAUACCAUUCGAAACAAGAUCAUUGACGUUGACCCCUUCACUGAGACCCCCGCCGGCCUCAUGCUGCUCAUGAUGUGCGCUCUUGUCGGCUCCUCUGUCUGGCUCACCAUCGCUACCCGGCUCGGUAUCCCCGUUUCCACCACACACUCCAUCGUCGGCGCCGUCAUCGGAGCCGCCAUCGCCACCAACGGAGGUGGAGGAGUCCACUGGGGCUGGGAGGGAUUCUCCAAGAUUGUCGCCUCGUGGUUCAUUGCCCCCGCCAUUGCCGGAGGCUUUGCUGCCCUCAUCUACCUCGUUACCAAGUACGUUGUUCUGGAGCGAAAGAACGCCCUGCGAAAUGCCCUGUGGAUGGGCUACAUCUACGUCGGCAUCACCUUUGGCGUGCUCACCAUGCUGAUUGUGUGGAAGGGAGCCCCCAACCUGAAGCUCGACAAGCUGUCCACCGGUGCCACCGUCGGCUCCAUCAUCGGUGUCGGAGCCGUCGCCGCCCUGCUCUACGGAAUCUUCCUCCAGCCCUUCUUCUACCGAAAGCUCGUCAAGGAGGACCACACCCUGCGAGCCUGGGACAUCUUCUACGGUCCCAUGCUCUACUACCGAGGAGAGGUGCCCCCCAUGCCCGAGGGAAUGAACCGACACGACUAUGUGGUCGACUACUACAAGUUUGUCCGAACCAAGGAGGAGUACCUGGAGUACUACGGCCAUCUCAACGGCUACGAGGGCGAUGACCUCACCGAGGACGAGGAGCAGCAGAUUCUGGUGGUCUCCUCCAACCCCGAGAAGCACAACGGUAUCGAGUCUGUCGAGUCCGAGGAGGACGAGCGAACCAACGCCUCCCGAGCUGCCGCCCUCGAGUCCGUCGACAAGUCCUGGAAGGUCCUGGCCCGAAACCCCAAGAACUGGCCCAAGCUCUUCUGGAAGGCCAUUUCGCACGGCUGGACCGUCGAUGUCAUUGCCGCCCAGAAGACCUCCGGCCACGCUCUGUCCGGCGAUCUCCGAAAGAUGUUCUCCAAGGCCAAGAAGUACGACAACAAGGUCGAGGCUCUGUACUCCUUCCUCCAGUGUGUCACCGCUUGCACUGCCUCUUUUGCCCACGGUUCUAACGAUAUCUCCAACGCUGUCGGUCCCCUGACCACCAUCUACCAGAUCUGGUCCACCAACCAGACCGGAAAGAAGGCCGAUGUGCCCGUGUGGAUCCUGGUCUACGCUUCUUGCGCCCUUGUCAUUGGUCUGUGGACUUACGGAUACAACCUCAUGUCCAACCUUGGUAACAAGAUGACCAUGCAGUCCCCCUCUCGAGGUUUCUCCAUGGAGUUUGGCGCCGCCGUCACCACCAUCAUGGCCACCCGUCUCAACCUGCCCAUCUCCACCACCCAGUGCAUUGUCGGUGCCAUUGUCGCCGUCGGUCUGUGUAACGGAACCAUCAAGGCCGUCAACUGGCGAAUGGUUGCCUGGUGUUACUUUGGAUGGAUUUUCACCGUCCCUUUUGCUGGUCUCAUUGCCGGAAUCCUCAUGGGUAUCAUUUCCAACGCCCCCAAGCUUGGUGAGGUUUACCAAUUGUCUUAG
Messenger RNA from Yarrowia lipolytica CLIB122, 1767 nucleotides. RefSeq lists its product as uncharacterized. The record is from RefSeq and is a predicted model, not a curated record. Gene Ontology annotation, biological process: phosphate ion transmembrane transport. Lineage: Eukaryota; Fungi; Ascomycota; Dipodascomycetes; Dipodascales. Gene Ontology annotation, cellular component: membrane.